ACGACAUAUUAUUGCCGCAAAACGUACCGCUUGGUUAUGAAACACGGAAGUAGGCGUGUCUCCAUGGAGAUUUCUAUUUCUGGCUAAAUAUGAUGGCGUCAUAACCCCUAAAUGAUGUCAAAUAUGGAUCAUACGGAAGCAAUCAAAACAUGAAUUCACUCAACUCCCACGACGUGUCGGUGGAUAAAGAACAGUGGACAGUUUUAGAGAUCUCGUGGGAAGAAGACUAAGACCAGGGAAACAAGAUGAGCGGCCGUGUUGGAGAUCUCAGUCAACAGCAAAAUGAAGCCUUGGAAAAGUUCAAGAACAAUAUCAAGGAUGUUCUACAGCCACAUAUGGAUGACGUCUUCCUCCUAAAAUGGCUCCGAGCCAGAAGUUUUAACCUUGUCAAGGCAGAGGAAAUGUUCAGAUUGAAUCAGGAAUUCAGAAAAAGACAGAAUGUUGACAACUUGAAGAACGAAUUUAAAGUACCAGAGGUGUUGACUAAGUACUUCACUGGAGGGCUGUUUUGCUGGGACAAAGAAGGCUGUCCUGUGUUCUACGACCCCUUUGGUCAGCUGGAUGUGAGGGGCAUGCUCCAGUCUGUACAGUGUUCUGACAUCAUCAAGUUUAAACUUCUGAUUCUGGAGGAGAUCUGGGAAGAGUUCAGGGCUCAAUCAGAAAAGCUGGGUCGCCAUGUUGAGGGUAUCACACUGGUAAUCGACUUGGACAACUUUGGUAUGAGACAUAUGUCCACACAAGGUAAAUCAUUGAAACUGUUGAGAUCUUUGAGGCAAAAUUAUCCAGAAACUCUGAAGGCAGCUAUGAUUAUUCGAGCACCAAGGGUGUUCCCUGUCCUGUACUCCUUGGUGAGACCGUUUCUGAGUGAAGACACAAAGAGCAAACUCUACGUUUGUGGAAGUAAGCUGAAGGAGUUGUUACUACAGAAGAUCGAUGCUCACUACCUGCCGGCGUACUGGGGCGGCACAGCUACCGAUCCUGAUGGUGACCCCAAGUGUAGGUCCAAGAUAUGCUUUGGAGGCACCGUCCCAAAGUCCUACUACUCUUUGUCUAAUGAGUCGGCAGUGACUGGAAACCUGACUACAGCAACAGUCCAGAAUGGCUCUUGUCUUACCUUGGAGUAUGAUGUCUUAGUGCCCAACUGUGUAAUAAGAUGGCAGUUCAAGUCAGACCAUCAUGACAUCAAGUUUGGUGUGUACAUGAGGAAAAGGAGCAAAAACCCUGGGCAGAAGGGGGAGGAGUUAAAGGCAGUGGUGCCUCCUGAAAAACACAACUGUCAUAAGGUUUUGGCAGAAGGGGAAGUGCUGUGUGCGGAAACAGGAUUAUAUGUGGUGAAGUUUGACAACUCCUACAGCUGGAUCACCAGUAAGAAACUCCACUACAACAUCGAGCUCAUCGUCCCCAGCAAGGAGACAUUCCAGGAGGUCAAAGGUGCUGCUGGACAGUUCAACACUGACCAAUCACAGGACAAGUAAAGGUCAAAGGUCAACUUUUGAAAUAACUGUCUCAUUUUAGUCUAGAUCUGAGGAUGGUAACAUGAAGCUACAAUUUUUAGAGCACAGAGCUGAAAAUAUGCCAGUGUAUUUACUUUAGGCCACAAGAUUCAAUAUGUGGUAUUCUGCCAAUCAUACUGGUAAUACACUAACUGAAAUGAUAUUCUUUGGAUUAAUUUUUAACAAAUUUGAUUUAAUACAAAAAGGUACUUUUAGGCAUUUAGAGACAUAUAUAUUAUAUAUUAUGCAUAUAAGCAACAAACUAAGACAUUUGUGUAUAUUGGGUACCGAGGUAUAACGUAUGCAUAUGUAUGUGUAAUAUUCUAAGAUGCAACAGGUGGUUAUGAUUUCGGGUUUGUCAAUAAUGAUAUGUGUAUCAUAAUUCCUGUAAUUCUAUGGAUCUAUGUUUUUUUUAAAAGGUUGUACAUAAUCAAUGAUCCAAUAUUUACAGAAUCAAGAUUAACUUUUUCUCUGCUGGAGAACCUCCUAUCCAAUACAUUGUACAGAUGAGGUGCC
This is a messenger RNA of Branchiostoma belcheri (Belcher's lancelet), 2009 nucleotides long. Its product is annotated as SEC14-like protein 2. Gene Ontology annotation, cellular component: cytoplasm. The transcript is spliced from 12 exons. The record is from RefSeq and is a predicted model, not a curated record. NCBI's taxonomy places the organism in Eukaryota, Metazoa, Chordata, Leptocardii, Amphioxiformes, Branchiostomatidae. The coding region runs from base 246 to 1475 and encodes 409 amino acids.